This is a messenger RNA of Cotesia glomerata, 733 nucleotides long. RefSeq lists its product as uncharacterized. The coding region runs from base 141 to 665 and encodes 174 amino acids. The transcript has 2 exons. Lineage: Eukaryota; Metazoa; Arthropoda; Insecta; Hymenoptera; Braconidae. The record is from RefSeq and is a predicted model, not a curated record.
GAUGUUUUAUUGCUUUUAUAUUGACCAUGAAGUCGCGAUAACCAAUCUCUGCAAUAACUGUUGCCUCUGGAUUUAUUUUUUAUGCAGUAGCUUUUGUUAAUUCGUCUUAAGAACACGAUAAUUAUUUAUCAAUCUUAAAUAUGUGGUCUAUUUAUUUGAUAUUUAUUUCUAUGCUGGCAGCCAGGGAGAGUCUCAGUGAAAAUAACCUGAAGAAGAGACAAAUUAUUUAUCCGCUAUCAUCAAACCUCUUCGGAAAUCCAUUUCAACAGAGUUUUCCACAGAUUUUUUACCCACCGGGUUAUUACCAGCCAAAUGAAUUCGCGUAUCGUUUGUUUUGGAUCACGCCUGCACCAAUUCACGACGGAACAGCAAACCCUUUUGUUAAUUCUCGGGAUAAUUUUAACACGCCUGACGAUAAAACUGAUGGUUCUGCUCGUAAAAGCGCUGUGUCUGUGAUUGUCGAGAAGAAAGAACAAAAAAAUGACACUGAUUCGGCGAGAAAGUCUACUGGAGAUGAAAAAUUGAGUACCAAUGUGACUGUUCAGGCGAAGCUGGAUGACCGUAGCAAUGAUACGUUGGCAACUGGGGCGAGAUUGGAAGUAGAAAUCUCCAGUGACAACUCGACAGAUACCAGAAUUGAAAAUAAAAAUUCAACUACUGCCUGAGUUUAUUAAAUUUUAAAUUAGUUUUAUGUAUUUAAUUAAAUUUGAAUAAAUUUUUUGAGAAAGUUUAA